AUGACGUCACUGGAGGGAAAAGCGUAUGGGGAAUUCAUGAUCGCCUUCACAAAUAGAUUUAAGAACUUCUUCGGUGAUGUUAUCCAGGAUGUGCAAAUCAGUCUUGGGCCCGACGGUGAGCUGAAGUUUCCGUCUGGCCAAGAUGACUCCGUGUGCGGAGAAUUUCAGUGUUAUGACAACUACAUGCGCGCCUCACUUCAACAGUUUGCCUCGGACAAAGGGGUGCCGGAAUGGGGAUCAUCUAUUCCGGAUGAGAAAGAGUUUUUGACAAACGCUGGCUGGAAGACAGAGCAUGGGAGAUUUUUUCUGGAAUGGUACUCUGGUAUUCUUGUGUCCCAUGCAGAAUGCAUUUUGAGGCAAGCCGAACAGUGUCUGUCUCAUGUUGGAAUUUCAGCAAAAGUGGCCAAAAACCUGUAUCAGGAAUAUUAUGAGUUUGAGGCACCGUUGUUUACUUGGACUGCUGGGUAUUACUGCAUCCCCCUUCGUAACAUGUACAUCCGGAUUGCUGUUGUAUUUGGCCGCUACGCAAUAAAUCUGUGCUGCCCGGACUGUGGUUUGGAGGAUGACAGGGUCGAAAAAGUCUUUGGACUGUGGUUUGGAAUGUCGAUGGGCGAGAGUACAAGAGUUUCAAGUACAACAAUAAUGGCAGGUGAAAUAUCGAUGCCCGGAUCGGAAAGUUUUGAUGAAGUACUAGCUGCGUAUGCGGAAUUCAUGAUCGCCUUCACAAAUAGGUUUAAGAACUUCUUCGGUGAUGUUAUCCAGGAUGUGCAAAUCAGUCUUGGGCCCGACGGUGAGCUGAAGUUUCCGUCUGGCUAA
Rosa rugosa (rugosa rose) is the source of this 816-nucleotide messenger RNA. Its product is annotated as beta-amylase 1, chloroplastic-like. Bases 1 to 816 code for a protein of 271 amino acids. The transcript is spliced from 6 exons. Gene Ontology annotation, molecular function: beta-amylase activity. The record is from RefSeq and is a predicted model, not a curated record. Gene Ontology annotation, biological process: polysaccharide catabolic process. NCBI's taxonomy places the organism in Eukaryota, Viridiplantae, Streptophyta, Magnoliopsida, Rosales, Rosaceae.